Xiphophorus maculatus (southern platyfish) is the source of this 2393-nucleotide messenger RNA. RefSeq names its product phosphoglucomutase 1 (gene pgm1). The record is from RefSeq and is a predicted model, not a curated record. Lineage: Eukaryota; Metazoa; Chordata; Actinopteri; Cyprinodontiformes; Poeciliidae. The transcript has 11 exons. Gene Ontology annotation, biological process: carbohydrate metabolic process. Gene Ontology annotation, molecular function: phosphoglucomutase activity; magnesium ion binding. Gene Ontology annotation, cellular component: cytosol. Bases 116 to 1801 code for a protein of 561 amino acids.
CAGGGCGGGUUUGUGUGUGAAGAGGUCGGGGUAGCUGCCUACGUGUAGCCGCUUUGCUCCUGCAGUCGCUCGGACCACACUGCGGAUCACACGGGCUGCUCUCUGGGUGUCAAUAAUGGUGAAAAUAACGACCGUCAAGACCAAGCCGUACACGGACCAGAAGCCCGGGACGAGCGGCCUGAGGAAACGGGUGACGGUGUUCCAGCAGAACCAGCACUAUGCGGAAAACUUCAUCCAGAGCAUUAUCUCCGUCAUCGACCCAGCCGAGCGACAGACGGCCACUCUGGUGGUGGGAGGAGAUGGGAGGUUUUUCAUGAAGGACGCGAUUCAGCUCAUUGUUCAGAUUGCAGCAGCCAACGGGAUUAAUCACCUUGUAAUUGGUCAGAAUGGCAUAAUGUCCACCCCAGCAGUCUCCUGUGUGAUCCGCAAGAUAAAGGCCGUGGGCGGCAUCAUCCUCACAGCCAGCCACAACCCAGGAGGCCCCAGUGGAGACUUUGGCAUCAAGUACAACAUUUCCAGUGGAGGACCUGCCCCCGAAGGCAUCACAAAUAAAAUCUUUGAGAUCAGCAAAGGCCUUCAGGAGUAUCAGAUCUGCCCUGAGCUGAAAGUGGAUCUGGGUACAAUUGGGAAGCAGACCUUUGAAGUAGACACUUUUAAGCAAUUUAUAGUGGAGAUUGUUGACUCAGUUGAAGCCUACGCUGAGAUGUUAAGGGGCAUCUUUGAUUUUGCUGCGUUGAAGGAUCUUCUUUCUGGCUCUGACCACAUUAAUGUGCGACUGGAUGCGAUGCACGGAGUGGUGGGUCCUUAUAUUAAGAAGAUAGUCUGUGAAGAGCUGGGUUCUCCCGCCAACUCUGCGGUCAACUGCGUCCCCCAGGAGGACUUCGGUGGUCAUCACCCUGACCCCAACUUGACUUACGCCGCUGACCUGGUCAACACCAUGAAAAGUGGAGAGUAUGAUUUUGGAGCCGCCUUUGACGGCGAUGGUGAUCGAAACAUGGUGCUGGGCAAACAUGGCUUCUUUGUGAACCCUUCCGAUUCCGUGGCUGUGAUUGGUGCCAACAUCACCUGCAUCCCAUACUUCAAAAAGACUGGUGUCAAAGGCCUGGCCCGCAGCAUGCCUACCAGUGGAGCUUUGGACAAUGUGGCCAAAGCUCUGAAGAUGCAGUUGUAUGAGACUCCGACGGGCUGGAAGUUCUUUGGGAACUUGAUGGAUGCUGGUAAACUCUCACUGUGUGGAGAGGAGAGCUUUGGCACUGGGUCGGAUCAUAUCCGUGAGAAGGACGGCCUCUGGGCCGUGCUAGCAUGGUUGUCCAUCUUGGCCAGCAGGAAGCAGAGUGUGGAAGAGAUUAUGAAGGAUCACUGGCAAAAGUUUGGCAGGAACUUUUUCACAAGGUACGACUACGAGGAGGUUGACUCAGAUGCUGCAAACAAGAUGAUGAAGGAUCUGGAGACACAGAUGUCUGACCCGUCAUUUAUUGGGAAGCAAUUCUCAUCUGGCGACAAGACGUACGCAGUGGCCGUUGCUGACAACUUUGCCUACACAGACCCCGUGGAUGGAAGUGUGUCCAAAAACCAGGGCCUCCGGAUCAUCUUCGCCGACGGUUCCAGGAUCAUUUUCCGUCUCAGCGGCACAGGGAGCGCAGGAGCAACCGUCCGGCUUUACAUAGACAGCUACGAGAACGACGGCCAGAAAAUCCUCCAGGAUCCACAGGUGAUGCUCGGCCCUCUGGUGGACAUCGCCCUGAAGGUCUCCCAGCUCCAUGAACGGACCGGACGCACCGGCCCCACUGUUAUCACAUGAUUCAGCAACACAAUACCUCCGUCCCGUUUAGUGGGGUUAAGCUGCCCCUGAAUGCUGUCACAGCCUUCCUAAAGCUAGAGAUAGUUUCAAAUAAAGGGAAACGCAGGAUGAAAAGAAGAACAUACACAAGGAGUUUUUUGACAUAUUCACUGCCUUCUUUUUGUAUUAAGCCUCAGUGAUGUAUCAGACUGUUUAGGUCUAAAUGGGACAGCUAAGUGUCCUAACACAUUUCAGUCAUCUGCCUGACCUAAACGCACAUUAGCAUAUGUUUUCACUUGUGAUUACAUAAAAAAACAAAUGCACUGGAGCUCGCCUCGUUUCCUCUCUGGAAACGUAUUUAGUCCAGGAAAUGUUUUUGUUCGACUCUGAUGCACAGCAAAAUCAUGUAAAUCAGAUCCUGCUAAACUGAGCAUAAAUCAGCUUUUCUGGGCAGCCUUACCCCUUGUGUCGUCACUUCUCCCUGUGAUGCUGUUGGGUCUUCUUUUUUCUGUGUCUGUCCAAGCUACCGACAUCGCCCUUAAACCUGAGCCACAGCUGUAGUAUCAAGAAUUAACAAACCGAUCAUGAAUAAAAAGAGCCUUGUGGGAAAGAA